This is a messenger RNA of Adelges cooleyi (spruce gall adelgid), 1292 nucleotides long. RefSeq names its product proteolipid protein 2. The coding region runs from base 259 to 810 and encodes 183 amino acids. The transcript is spliced from 4 exons. Gene Ontology annotation, cellular component: membrane. Lineage: Eukaryota; Metazoa; Arthropoda; Insecta; Hemiptera; Adelgidae. The record is from RefSeq and is a predicted model, not a curated record.
CCCUCUCUUGGCAGUUGUACGGCUGACCACCAACCGUCAUCGCCGCCUGUGCUAGCCCAUUCACAACAACAACAACAGACAACACUCAACAGUUCGACUCCAGCGUACACUCGUGUGCAGCUUGCGUUAGUGACAUAAUAAUAUUUCGUGUGUCCGGCGACCGUUUCGAAAAAACAACAAUAAUUCGGUAACCGAAUAAAAAAACAUUUUUAUCUGCUUAAACCGACAAAUAAAAUUUUUUUUAAAAAAUCUGACAAAAUGACCGAUACUGUGGUUACCGUUCAGAACCCCGAGGUGCCCAGGUCGGGAAAACCCGGCGCGGAAAACGCAAACAUACACAACAUGUUCACCUGGGUGGAAAUCAAUUACAACUACUUCAAGACCGUCCCCGGUCUUCUGAAAUUGGCGCAACUGAUUCUGGGCAUCAUUUGCUUGGCGUUAGCUUCACCAGCUCGGUUGCCAGGCACCAAUUGGUUCUUGUUCGUGGUCAUCAUCAGCUUUAUAGCAACCGCCAUCUGGUCUUUUGUUUACCUUUUGUCCAUCAGAGAAGCCAUCAACUUCCCAAUCAAUUGGAUUCUCACGGAAUUUUUCAAUACACUCCUGUUGGCCGUCUUGUACAUGGUAGCGUUCAUCGUACAACUUUCAGCUUGGUCCACUCACAACAGACCGUACAACUCGUACAACUCUUACUACAAAAACCUCAACAUAUCGGCCGGGAUAUUUGGAAUGAUCAACACCGCGGUGUACGCAACAGGAGUUUUCCUAAUAUUUAGCGGCUGGAAAAAGUCGAGAACUGCUGUUCAACAAUAGGCUUUUUGCAUAAUUUUUACAUUAUUUACGAUGUCCGACAAAAUAUAAAAUCCUACCAACACGAUAUUGACGAUGCGUAAAUGGAUACCUAAUAUUUAAGUUUUUUUUAUAGGUAAGAAAGCUAAAAAAAAAAAAAAAUUUUUUAAAAAAUGUAAGUUCCUUCUGGCGUUUUCAAUAGUUUACAACAGUCGGCUUACUAUUUUCGGAUUCGCUGUAAAAUGCAAAAAAUGUGUUCUUAAUGUAUAAAUUAAAGGGGUUUUCAAAGCUUUUAAAUGUUUUUUUUCUCCAACAAUACAAACAAUAGGCGUGUUAUAUUUUUCUUAGUGUAUUGGUAGCGUUUUAAUUUAAGUUCUUAUUGUACAUAUAGAUAUUAUUUAUUAUUAUUUUUUAUCACAUGUGCUUAAAUUUAAAUUAUGAUAACUAUAUAUUUUUAUAAUAUGUAAUGAAUAAUGAUUUAUAUUUAUGUUAUAUUAUUAUGGAAU